Messenger RNA from Nematostella vectensis (starlet sea anemone), 2610 nucleotides. RefSeq names its product hemicentin-2. The transcript is spliced from 7 exons. The coding region runs from base 454 to 1941 and encodes 495 amino acids. Gene Ontology annotation, biological process: homophilic cell-cell adhesion. Lineage: Eukaryota; Metazoa; Cnidaria; Anthozoa; Actiniaria; Edwardsiidae. The record is from RefSeq and is a predicted model, not a curated record. Gene Ontology annotation, cellular component: plasma membrane.
AGCUAUUUUAUCUGAUGAUUUUAAAUAUUUUCUUUUCGGUUGAGAGCAAGAAACAAUUUCCUUUUAGUAGGUGUGUCAAACGUUCGGCCUAUAUUUGGGUUUCAGUCGCUUUCGUAUGCAUUUCCGGUUCCGGUUGAGCAUGGCUCGGGUAGCUUCCCGGAAGCUCAUGGGAUCAAUUUUAUCCAUCACCUUUUCGUACUAAUGGAAGCAUUAGCAAGAGCAUUAACUUCAUCGUAAAUUGACAAUUCUCGAGUGUUGGCAUCGAUAUACAGGAACAUUUAGAAGAAAAUUGAUUUCUUUAUCGUUGUGGAAACGACUUUGUGGUUUCGGUGUAAAAUCUUCGGAGCCAUCAACUUUAUCGUCAAACACGGAUUGUUGCCAUUCGCAUCUGCUAGCAAGCCACUGGAAACUGUACAAAAGGCAUUUUACAGGAUCUACGCGUUAACAUAGAAAAUGCACCGGUCUUUAUUACUGAUCGUAUUGUUCAUCACCAUCAGCGCAUUCGUGACUACUUCAGGAUCUACAUUCUACUACACCAAAACUCCACCAAACCCUUCAUAUGCUGUCCUGGGGCAAGACCUUCGACUGCACUGGGAGUACUACUGCAGCGACCCGAGGUGUCCAGAGCUCUAUGCUGUCGUGUUCGGAGUUCCAGGAAGAUAUUUUGUCUUCAGAGAUAUACCCAGUGGCAGGAUAAACAUAUUUCCAUUCAGUGGUCAAAAUGAAACUAUAGACAAUCAGUACAAAGGCAGGGUCACACUACUGGAGAACAAUACAAUGGUGAUAUCGUCCUUUAAGCCUGUUGAUGCGGUGACAUACACUAGCAAGCUGUUGACACAUGAUGGAAAAAACAUUCAAGAAAGUUUGGUGGCCGUCAAGGUAGCUGUUGCACCAAAGCUGAACAAAUCCCCUCCAGACAAAAUUAUUAAAUUAAAAGAAGGUGACUCCAUCAGUUUGGAUUGCACUGCAUCAGGAACACCUGCUCCAAAAGUGACUUGGAGAAAGAAUGGACUCAUCCUUAGUAACCAGAGUAUUUACACCAUCACUAUAACAACCAGAUAUCAGUAUGGUAACUACACAUGUGAGGCCAGUAAUAUUGCUGGAAAAACAGCAUGGCAAGGUCAAGUUCAAAGCCAAGUCCUUCCAGAACCAGAAGAGAAUGUCACCACUAUCACAACAGUGUCUCCGCCAUCUGCCGGCAGCACUGUUAGCACAAGGCAGGAUAAACAGCCUCCUCCUUUGCUGAUGAUAGUUGGAUCAGUUGUUGGAUCAAUACUAGUACUGGCCAUUGUACUGGGAUUGUUCUUAUGUCUGCGGAGAAAAAAAGAGCAAGCAAGAAAGGAUGUUGAAAGAAACAAGCCAGCAAAGGAAGUCAAAGUCCACUACAACAGCGACGAGUGCGAAGCUUUGGUCAGCAGUAACGCCACUAGAGAGCAUGCGCACGAAGCCGCCGAAACACCAACGUUAUUGCCGUCUCACACUUACGAAACUACAAAUGACACGUGGAACACGACUUCAACAAGCGUCAACAGCGAGACGGCGAUUGGAUUGUACAGCGCCAUCGACAAUGGAGUGAAUGAUGACGUCAACCCGUAUGCAUCCGCUGACCAUAAUCCGGAGAUCACCACUUCAAAAGACUCAAUAUAUGCAUCUGCAGACAGUUUGGCCAGCGUACAGUCCACUCCUGGCUCUCACACGUAUGCGCAAGUGGACAAGACGAAGAAAAAGAAAAAGCGCAAGCCAGGGGAGCUCUUAUACGCAGAUCUGGAUCAUGACGACCAGCCAUCCUCCCCACAAGAGCAUUGUUCAUCGCCUACCCCAUACGCUGAUAUCCAGAUUCCCGAGAUAAGAGAAUACUACAAUGUCCCUCAAAUGAUGACAAAGAACAAGCAGGACAGCUUGUAUGACACAAUACAAAAUCCAGACGACGUGCAUGCAUAACAGACGAUGAAACAAACCCGGACGACGCCUACGUGUAAUAAAUCAGUUGUAUAGAACCCGGAUGAUAAACGCGUAAUAGAUCAAUUGUAUAGAACCCAUAUGGCACGCAUGCGUAAUAGAUCAAUUGUAUAGAACCCAGAUGGCGCGCACUCGUAAUAGAUCAGUUGUUUAGAACCCGGAUGACGCCAACGCGAAAUAGAUCAGUUGUUUAGAAUACGGAUGACGCACGCGUCAUAGAUCAGUUGUAUAGAACCCAGAUAAAGCGCAUGCGUGAUAGAUCAAUUGUAUAGAACCUGCAUGACACACGCGUCAUAGAUCAAUUGUAUAGAACCCGGAUGACCCACGCGUCAUAGAUCAAUUGUAUAGAACCCAGAUGGCGCGCAUGCGUAAUAGAUCAGUUGAUAGGACCCGGAUGACGCACGCGUCAUAGAUCAAUUUUAUAGAAUCCAGAUGGCGCGCAUGCGUGAUAGAUCAGUUGAUAGGACCCGUAUGACGCACGCAUCAUAGAUCAAUUGUAUAGAACUCGGAAGGCACGCAUGCGUGAUAGAUCAAUUUUAUGGGACCCAGAUGGCACACGCAAUACUGGGUAAACCUAAAACAAUCAGUUGUUCUGUCAAGACGACCGAAAAUGGUGCCUCGUGGGCAUAUAUUAAAAACUAGAAACUGACA